AACAAAACAGUUGUCAAAAAAUACAUGCUUUGUUUUCGUAUUAGGCGAGAUUUAUUUAAAGACAUUAAAGUAUCUAGUUGAAAACAGUUAAAAUUGUGUUAGGUUAUAGUAAAUACGCUUAUCCUUAUAUUAGCUUACAGAUUAACCAAUUCCUCAUUAAACACGGUAAAUUUCAAGUGACGUGAACUGAAAGUCCCAGUGUUUUCAUAUCCUUAAACUCGAAUAAUUGAUUGAAUUGAAGAAACUUCCUUACGCCAUCGCCGAACUUUGUGUGGUGAUAUUAGUAAGUGACCUGUAUAACCAUGGAUGUAGCAGACACUUACGCAACCCAGAGUCAAGUAAAGGAUGAGGUUGGAGUUAGAUGCCAGAAGUUGUUUCAGGAUUUCUUGGAAGAGUUCAAAGAAGACAAUGAACUGAAAUACGAAAAACAGGCCAAAGAGCUGCUCAAACCAGAACUGAGCACAUUAGAAAUAAGCUUCGAUGAUGUAGAGAAGUACAACCAGAAUCUUGCUACAACGAUAAUUGAAGAGUACUACAGGAUACACCCAUUCUUAAACCAAGCUAUAUUGAACUAUGUUCUGAGUCUUGCAGAAACUGGUAUGAAAAAAGACCUGCAAGAUAAAGAGUGCUACGUUUCAUUUGUUGAUGUACCAACAAGGCAUAAGGUUAGAGAGUUAACGACCGCCAAAAUAGGUACUCUGAUAAGGAUAUCGGGACAAAUUGUGAGGACCCAUCCGGUACAUCCUGAGCUUGUUACGGGAACCUUUGUGUGCUUGGACUGCCAGACUGUGAUAAAAAAUGUUGAACAGCAAUUCAAGUACACAAUACCAACAAUAUGCAGGAAUCCAGUGUGCGCUAAUCGUAGACGGUUCAUGUUGGAUGCGGACAAGUCAGUGUUUGUGGACUUCCAGAAGAUUCGCGUACAAGAGACGCAGGCAGAGCUGCCAAGAGGCUGUAUACCAAGAUCUCUGGAGGUCAUAUUGAGAGCUGAGGCUGUCGAAUCUGUGCAGGCAGGUGACCGUUAUGACUUCACAGGAACACUAAUAGUAGUUCCAGAUGUAGGCUCUCUGUCCUUACCAGGAGCCAAGGCAGAACUGACAACCAGGACACGACAAGGAAAUGACGGACAAAUGGAAGGUAUCAAGGGACUUAAGGCCUUGGGUGUACGGGAGUUGCAUUACAAGACAGCAUUUUUGGCAUGCAGCGUACAAGCUACCUCACGACGGUUCGGAACCGCAGAUCUGGCGACUGAUGACCUUACCACGGAAGAUAUGCGGAAACAGAUGACCGAUAAAGAAUGGGACAAGGUGUACGAGAUGUCUCGGGACCGGAACCUGUACAACAACUUGAUAACGAGCCUGUUCCCCAGCAUACACGGCAACAAUGAGGUCAAAAGGGGUAUACUGCUCAUGCUGUUCGGGGGAGUGGCCAAAACCACUAUUGAAGGAACAACUCUACGCGGUGACAUAAACGUAUGCAUAGUUGGCGACCCGAGUACAGCCAAAUCUCAACUGCUGAAGCAAGUCAGUGAGAUCACCCCCCGGGCGGUCUACACAAGCGGCAAAGCGUCCUCGGCUGCGGGUCUCACUGCCGCUGUUGUCAAGGACGAAGAGUCAUUUGACUUUGUGAUCGAGGCGGGGGCUUUGAUGUUGGCGGAUAACGGAGUGUGCUGCAUCGACGAGUUCGACAAGAUGGACCCCGGAGACCAGGUCGCCAUCCACGAGGCUAUGGAGCAGCAGACCAUUUCACUGGCCAAGGCCGGAGUACGAGCAACCCUCAACGCGCGGACCUCAAUAUUGGCAGCAGCGAAUCCAGUGGGGGGUCGAUACGACCGGGCGAAGUCCCUCCAACAAAACGUGGCUUUAAGUGCACCCAUUAUGUCGCGGUUCGAUCUAUUCUUCAUACUAAUCGACGAGAGUAGUGAGAUGGUCGACUACGCUAUCGCGAGGAAGAUAGUCGAUUUGCACUGCAAUAAAGAGGAGACCUACGAUUGCGUGUAUUCGAGGGAGGAUUUGCUGAGGUAUAUCGCCUUCGCGAGGUCCUUUAAGCCCCUCAUCACUGAGGAGGCGGGCAAGUUGCUGGUGGAGUACUACAGCUCGCUGCGUGCGCGGGGCGGCGGGGCGGGGGGCGGGGCCGCGGGGGGCGCGUGGCGUAUUACGGUGCGCCAACUGGAGUCCAUGGUGCGGUUGGCCGAAGCCCUGGCCAAGAUGCAUUGCAGCGGACACGUCACACCAAACCACGUGCACGAGGCGCACAGAUUACUCAAUAAAUCCAUAAUCAGAGUUGAACAGCCCGAUAUACAUUUAGACGAAGAGGAUCCGCAGUAUGAACCCAGUAUGGACGUGGAUCAAGAUACGCCGAACGGGACUAACGGAGAGGAGCCAGUGAAUGGAGACCAAGCGCCCAAAAAGAAGCUCACGUUAUCAUUUGAGGAGUACAAGUCUUUAAGCAACAUGCUCGUUGUGUUUAUGAGGAAAGAAGAGGUCGAGGCUGAAUCUAAAGGCGAGGAGAGUUCGGGCAUGAGAAAGAGCGCGGUAGUCAGCUGGUACCUCGAGCAGUUAGUAUCGCAGGGUCACAUCGAAAGCGAAGAUGAGCUGGUUGAAAGGAAGACCCUCGUGGAGAAGGUCAUUGACCGGCUCAUGUACCACGACCAAGUCAUAAUCCCGCUACAGACGACCGGUCUCAAAUCAACGCAGAAGUCUUCCGAGCAAGAGGUGGAAGACGACCCGUUGCUGGUGGUGCAUCCGAAUUACGUCGUCGACGCGUAGACAUUAUCUUGUUAAGCUGGCCUUUUUAUAAUAAAUCAUUGAAUUUACA
This is a messenger RNA of Pararge aegeria (speckled wood butterfly), 2817 nucleotides long. It is a transcript of the gene Mcm6, whose product is annotated as DNA replication licensing factor Mcm6. The transcript has 15 exons. Gene Ontology annotation, molecular function: single-stranded 3'-5' DNA helicase activity; ATP binding; single-stranded DNA binding. Gene Ontology annotation, cellular component: nucleus; MCM complex. Gene Ontology annotation, biological process: DNA replication initiation; double-strand break repair via break-induced replication; mitotic DNA replication. The record is from RefSeq and is a predicted model, not a curated record. NCBI's taxonomy places the organism in Eukaryota, Metazoa, Arthropoda, Insecta, Lepidoptera, Nymphalidae. The coding region runs from base 303 to 2768 and encodes 821 amino acids.